ACUCUCGACUCUUGUCCUUUGCAGUCUGCACCUCUAGCCAACAUGGCGGCAUCGCUGGGAAGGGUCUGCGGUUCGGGUCUUUUAAAAGCCAAUAAUGGUUCACUGUUUAAUCAAGUUAACAGCUUCUCCACUGUCAGAGAUUGGUCCAAGACUCGCAAAACGUUACUAGCAUGCCUAGGUGUGGCAACGGGUGGCGUUGGUGCGUUGGUCUAUGCCUUGGAAAGUACUGUAAAAGCUGACGAUCCUGUGCUGCAUGCGCCAACUUAUGGUUGGGACUUUUACGGGAUCUUUAAUACCCUUGACCACGCCAGUGUGAGACGAGGCUGGGAAGUUUACAAGAAUGUCUGCUCGACAUGCCACAGUCUGCAAUACGUGGCGUAUCGUGAACUCGUUGGAGUUACUCACACGGAAGAAGAAGCUAAACAAAUUGCUGCCGAAGUUGAGGUUAGAGACGGUCCGGAUGAUAACGGAGAAUACUUCAUGAGGCCAGGAAAGUUGUCCGACCGCAUCCCAUCGCCGUAUCCUAAUGAACAGGCCGCUCGAGCAGCCAAUAAUGGCGCUUAUCCACCUGACCUGACAUACGUCUUGAAUGCCAGACACAACGGAGAGAACUACAUCUUCUCACUGUUGACUAGCUAUUGCGACCCACCUGCGGGAGUUGUCAUUAAUGACGGCCAAUAUUUCAACCCAUAUUUUCCUGGUGGAGCUAUUGGUAUGGCGCAGGUGGUUGAGGACGAAAUAUUGGACUUUUCGGAUGGGACUCCGGCAACUGCUUCUCAGAUAGCAAAAGAUGUGACAACGUUCCUUAUGUGGACUUCGAAUCCCGAGCAUGAUACGAGAAAGUUAUGGACGAUCAAGGUGUUGGGCAUCGGCUCCCUUCUGUUGGCAAUAACGUAUUACAUCAAGAGACACAAGUGGACAACCAUAAAGACUCGUAAGAUCGUUUAUGCACCGAAGAAGUAGUCAAAUUACGCAGGAAUACGUCAGUUAAAUAAUUAGCUAACCAUAAUUAUCCAAGCCGAGAGAGAUUAUCCGGUAAGGAGAUGUAGUUUUUUAUUUAAAAGGAAAGAACAGAGACAAUUUUUGAUGUUGUGUCAAUACCUUUGUUGGAUGAAUUAAUCAAUAUCAAACUAUGUGGAAUGUCCAAGUCAUUAUCUUUAACACCAAACAAUAUUUGUACAAUGUACAUAGCGACAAAUGGUGGCAGUGAUUCAGUUGCAUUGUCAAAAUAAAAUGAAAGAGAAAAAAAACCACAUAUAAAUACCAACUUCUUCUCAACCACAUCUAUAUCUAUCAAUUGCCUCUGCCCCUAAUCUGCACACUGUAAUUACCAUUCACGCAUUAUUUAAUUAUAGAUUUUUUGUGUGUACACCAAGUGUACGUACGUUCCGAAGCAUGUAAAUUGUAGAUCGAGCAUAACUGUAUCCUCGUGAUCUCUCAAUGUAACCAAUGAACAAUAAUAAUUAUUCGUUGAUUGUUAAAA
Athalia rosae (coleseed sawfly) is the source of this 1483-nucleotide messenger RNA. RefSeq names its product cytochrome c1, heme protein, mitochondrial (gene Cyt-c1). Gene Ontology annotation, biological process: mitochondrial electron transport, ubiquinol to cytochrome c. Lineage: Eukaryota; Metazoa; Arthropoda; Insecta; Hymenoptera; Athaliidae. The record is from RefSeq and is a predicted model, not a curated record. The coding region runs from base 43 to 963 and encodes 306 amino acids. Gene Ontology annotation, molecular function: heme binding; electron transfer activity. The transcript has 8 exons.